Penicillium canescens is the source of this 288-nucleotide messenger RNA. RefSeq lists its product as uncharacterized. The coding region runs from base 1 to 288 and encodes 95 amino acids. The record is from RefSeq and is a predicted model, not a curated record. The transcript has 3 exons. Lineage: Eukaryota; Fungi; Ascomycota; Eurotiomycetes; Eurotiales; Aspergillaceae.
AUGACAUGCCGGUAUAUCCUUUUGGGCCUAGAUAGUGCAAUCAAAAUUGAGCUUAUGCAGAAGUAUACAAAAGAUAAUAGGAUGGUUAGAGUUGAUGAUUUGGAUCGAUGGCCCGUGGAUUCUGACGCCGUUGGCUUUCUCUCGGCAAUAUCUACUAUAACAUUAAUAGAAACCUUGAAGCAGAAGAAUUCACUUUUUAUCAAUAAGAAUCGGUCCCGGGGGAAACUGGUUCUGCUAGCGCGAAUAGUUAUUCUUUCUACGAAGAUCUUCUAUUUAUAUGACACCUAA